Alternaria atra is the source of this 513-nucleotide messenger RNA. RefSeq lists its product as uncharacterized. NCBI's taxonomy places the organism in Eukaryota, Fungi, Ascomycota, Dothideomycetes, Pleosporales, Pleosporaceae. The transcript is spliced from 2 exons. The record is from RefSeq and is a predicted model, not a curated record. Bases 1 to 513 code for a protein of 170 amino acids.
AUGAGCCAGAACCUGAACCCCGACGCUGUCAGCGAUGGACGCGAGUUUGCUGGACACGUCAAGCCCAGUGAACCUCUUAUGACUGGCGGUCACCAACUUGGAAAGAAAGUCGGUAACGAUGCUGUCCCUGAGUUCAACGCACAAACCCUCCCCGCCGGCACCGCCCCAGCGUCCAAGACCUUCCAGCCUAACCCCGACGUCAACAACCAAAAGAUGUACCAUCAAGCCUCGGACACUCUGCAAGGCGCCACUUCUGCCGAUGUCCACACCGGUCUCGGCCACCCAGGUCAAGGCCAAACCUCCUCAGAGCUCCACGAUGGAUCAAGGGUUGGCCAGGGCCUAGCAGGUCUCGCUGCUAACGUCAAGGAUCAGCAAUCUGGCGGCUCCAUUGAGACACUGAAGGAUGACCCUAAACACGCUGCUCAAAGGAAUCUCGGUAAUGUUCCUACCGGUCAGAGGGGCACGGCUGGCGGACCUCCCGCCGAGGAGAAGGAACCUUCAUCUGCGGCAUAA